GCUUGAAGCGUGCACGUGCAAGGACGCUUGGGAUAGAUCCUGCAACCAGUUUGUUAAGGACGUUUGCGAGGCUCUGAUGGUGCCGAUUCCACAGGCACCCUCUGGCCUGAAGGCGUUCGUUCUUUCCCAAGAGCCUAACGCGAAGCAUUGGGAUAUCAAUUGCAUUCCAGUGCCGCUUCCUUUGGCCCGGGACCAUCUUUGGGGGCAGCGCGGCCAAAGGUUGCAAUUGGAGUUCGUCGUUGAUAAUCUGGUACUGGAGGAGGUCUCGAACGGUGUAGCGAAGAUAACAAAUGACGUUUACCGGGCACCCUUGGAUCGUAUCCGCAAUGGUCUCAUGGUGUUGUUUGACCGUGGGUUUGAUUAUAAGGCCGGCUUCAUGGACCCUGUGGAUUGGCGCUCUCGGGAGUCCAGUGCUGCCGCAGAUCACGUGGCCAAUUGCUGCUUGGCGCAAG
Molecule: messenger RNA, 452 nt
Organism: Prorocentrum cordatum
Lineage: Eukaryota; Dinophyceae; Prorocentrales; Prorocentraceae
Source: the annotation of a GenBank genome assembly